Alternaria atra is the source of this 1050-nucleotide messenger RNA. RefSeq lists its product as uncharacterized. The coding region runs from base 1 to 1050 and encodes 349 amino acids. The transcript is spliced from 7 exons. The record is from RefSeq and is a predicted model, not a curated record. Lineage: Eukaryota; Fungi; Ascomycota; Dothideomycetes; Pleosporales; Pleosporaceae.
AUGAUGCCUGGUAUCAUUCUCGCACCGUAUGACAACUCGAUGCGCCUUGGUCAGGGAUACAAUUCUUUCUUACAGGCGCCAUGCAUUCAAGACGCUAUGGAGUACGACAAGGCUGCCCUCAAUUCCCAGCGACGAGAGGCGAAUUCCGUGUCUCAAAGGACCAUGAAUAUCAGUGCUGGGUCUACCAUCAGGAACGGAGUUAUCUCGCUGUCUGGAACUACAGUCCCACUCGAUGAAGCGAAAUUCGCCUCUAGUGACAUGAAUGCUGUGAUUUCGGUGAAGGUCAUUAAUCGUUUCAUCGAGGGCGGUGAACUCAGCGGCAUUGUCUCGGUCAAACUGCUCGAUAUGUCCGACAAGACAGAAGUUGAACAAGCAAUCAAAGACCAAAUGAGCAGUGCGACGCCUCUCUCACACUGUGCUUCUUCAAACGCGGCAUUGAGCCAGACUGAGACCACCGUUACCGUCAACUGGUCGGGUGGCGGUCAAAUAAAGCCAGAGGAUCAGGAAUGGACCUUUGAUUCUCUCUUGCGGGCCGUCUCGGAAUUCCCAGCCAGGGUCGCAGCGUGUCCGCAGAGAAUCUGGGCAGUUUUGACACCAUAUUACCAGUCCAGGACAUUUGUUGCUUGGUCCGAGAAGAACGAGAUUACGGUGCCCCGAUUCCAGGUCGCGCAAGCAUAUACGUCGGAUCUGGUUGACAUGUACAUGUUGUAUAAGAACAACUUGGCGCGAGUGCAGAGUGUACUCUUCGAUCCGACGAACUACCUUGCCAUCGAUGGUGUCCCUCUUGCCGUGGAGGUUAAUCUCCAUGCCCUAGUGACCGCUCGAAAGCAGAUGAAAGAAGAGAUGAGGAAAAUUGUGGCCGAAGUCGACAGACUCUGCUACGAUCCUGAGACUGUGCGCGAAAUCGAAGAGCAGUCGAGGAUAGUGCCACCGGAGAUCUGGGCGACACGCCUGCCUAUCCCGUCGCAGCAGCCAAAAGAGGCUGCGGCUGCAAAGACUCAUAAGGCUUUGCAAGAGCUCCAUCCAAGCAAAAACGGUCUACCUAUAUGA